Messenger RNA from Mustela erminea (ermine), 3905 nucleotides. RefSeq names its product chromosome 9 C11orf53 homolog (gene POU2AF2). NCBI's taxonomy places the organism in Eukaryota, Metazoa, Chordata, Mammalia, Carnivora, Mustelidae. Gene Ontology annotation, molecular function: POU domain binding; DNA binding. The record is from RefSeq and is a predicted model, not a curated record.
UAAAUAGGCCCUUACACUGAGGAAAUGCUGCUUUACGCAUUCACUAAAAUCAUGAGGUGCAUUUUACCUGUGGGUGUUGUGACACCAAAUUUCCUGGCUGACCCUCUCCAGAGUCACCUAAGAAGCUCAAUAAAAAACAAAGAGUAAAUGAGUUUUGAAUAUUUUCUUAAAUACCAUUUUAUAUUCUUAAGUCUAGAGUGAAGAACACAAAAAAUUUCCUUCCUUUCAACAUUCUCUACAUUCUGAGCCAGUCUGUGUUGUCAGAACAGAGCCAAAGGCUGGAGGAGAGGUAGUUGGAAGCCAUGACCAUGUUAGACUCCACAUCAGACACAUUAUGUGCCUUUGUUUCUCUAACUCAUAUAACCAUCCCUUGAAAUGUGCAUUACUGUGGUGGCCAUUUUGCACAUGAGGAAACCAAAGGCUGAAGAGAUUAGGAGUCUAGCCCAAGGCCAGCAGUGUUGGAACCACUGCUAAGACAUACUGGCGUCUGACUCCAAAGUCCAUGCUUAGAGACUUCAAGGUUUCAAACAAACAGCAGCACGUGAUAGAACAUCACAAAUGAAAGCACACUGUGUUCACCCCAUCAAGGUGAGUAUAGUACACCUUUCCUUCUUGGGGGAGGAGGAUGGCAGAGUCAAACUCAGGCAGGAGCUCUGAGAACUUGCCAAGCUUUCCUGUCUCAUUCUGUCCCUGGUAAACCAUGGCAGGGUGGGGAGGGGCACCGACGGGGGUGUGGGGCACCUGACCUCAGCAGCUGCUGAUUUCCUCCACUCCUGGGGGUAGAAGGGGGAAGCUCGCUCGCCAAGGCAACUAGUGGCCUAGGAAACACAUUAAGAACACACGCGGUCCUGACUGCCGGCUGGCCAGGGCCUUUGCAAUCAUCAGUGACCAAAACCACCAGUGUGUUUCUGAGAUCAUUUGCCUGUUUCUUGAUCCUCUAACUUCCCUGAAGAGAAAAACGGUGAGGUGGAAGAGGCAGAGAAAGGAGCAAGAGGAGCAGCAGAAGGAAGAGAAUAAUCCAGAGAAGGACAUGGUCUCUCCAGACGUCAUACUGCUGGUCUGUUAAAGGAAGAUGCAGCACCAAAGCACUCGGAACCCAUGCCAAACUGAGCUUCAAACAUCAGUUCAAAGAAAUACAUGCGCCCCUAUGCUUACUGCAGCACUGUUUACAAUAGCCAAGCUAUGGAAGCAGCCCAGGUGUCCAUUGAGAGAUGACUGGAUCAGAGAGAACCAUGGAGGAGCUGGGAUGAGCUCUGAGCUAGAAGUCGCUCCCACAGGUCCACACAUGAGAUCCCUAUGUUGACCCAUUUCAUGUUCCUCAAGUGCUCAGAGGAUGUUGGAACCAACCUGUUGGCAGACUGUAGGAACUGGGCAGCUAUCUGUGAGUCCAGAGAGAGAAACGGGGGUAACUAAUCAAGCCAUCAAGGAGCAAAGCUGAUUUCAACGACUGAAGCUGCAGAGGAACCAUCUAGCCACCUGAAGAUAGGAAGGCGAUGGAAGUCUCCAAGAAGGGAAAAAUCUGCCUCCCGACCAGCAGAACCUAGCUGGCCUGCAGGUUUAAUGUCGUCCUUGACAUACUGCCUUUUGGGACAUGUGGAGCAGCCAAGAGGACCCCAAGAUGAAGGGUAUAAAGCUUGACCCCAGGUGGGAUCAACACCCCCCUUCCAACCCUAGAUGUCAUCCACAAGGGCAUAUUUGAGACAGAGACUAAAUGCCCAGUUCCCGCCAUCACCACCGUUGACUGGUUUUGUCAAGCAAGUCUCUCUACAUCCUAAAGAAAGAAGCAUAACGAACUACCAUGGAGUCGACCAUCCAGUGAGGGUGUGCAAAUGGUUUCAUGAGGUGUCAGCCUCCAGCAACGGCCUCUCACCCCCCUUUCCUAAUUUGCUGAUUUUCAUCCAUCCAGGACUAAGAAAUUAGAAAGACCCAGAUCAGACAGUCAACGCUGAAGAUCAACAGGAUGACCAAUGCCACAGUCAGAGUCAAGUGAACGUGCAAAGAACUAUCAUAAGACCCAGGGUGUUCUCCAGGCCCACAGGAGGCACGUGUGUCCUCACCACGGCCAUACGUCUCAGCACCCGCAUCUCCCAAUCCUUGUUCCACUGUUCCAGUGAGGUCAGAUGGGACCAGCCAGUGCACAUCAGCAAGUCACCCGCUUGGAGUCCAGGAUGCCCACCUCCCCUUCUCCAGCUCCUACAGAAACUGUUGUUUCUGAUGGAUUUUACAACCAGGUUCUGCAUGGCCGAGACCUACCAUAGCGGCAACCUACCCUUGCAACCAGUCACCGUCUACACAGCUGAGUGCCGUGGGGAUAUGGAGAAGAAGAGAAAGACAGCCUGGUCGGGGAUGAAGGAGGAAUAUGCAAACCACUGACUGGCAUGGAAAGCAGCAUGAAAUCAGUGCCAUUAGAGAGAUUCAAGCGAGAAGCACCAUGAAAUGAGCCGUUAAAUCUGUCUUGGCAAAGGAUCAGGAUUACCUGACCAGAGACCAGGAUCCCUUAUCAAGGAGAACACGACAUUCACAUACGACAUCGCCGCUAAGAAGGAAAUUCACCAGAACCAUCCAGAAUGGAAAGUGUCCCAGGAGACUACAGCAAACGUGUGUAUCAAGGCGUACGAGUGAAGCACACAGUCAAAGAUCUACUGGCAGAAAAACGAUCCAGGCAGACAAGUAACUCAAGAUUCAAUAGCGGUGCCAGCAACCCCCAGUCUCCGUUCACUCAGAUGCCCGGUUCACCGGUAACGUCGGGUUACUACGGGGUCAGAAGAUCGUUCCUCUCUGACUCAGAUUUCCACAACACCAGACAGCUCGCAAACGAGGUCUGCAGCUCAGGCCCAGCGGCCAAGCCCUUUGCCUGCGAGGCCCCCCACGGUCAGAGCCACCCAGGCCUCCUGGAUUCCUACUUCCCGGAGCCCUACGGAGACCACCGGCCCCCCGGCCUGACCCCCAGCACCGGCUCUCUGUUUGGCGCCUCGCCCCUGCCGCCGCUCCUGCCGCCACCCUUCGCCGGGGACCCCAGCACGCACUUUGUGCUUAGGGACUCGUGGGAGCAAACAGUGCCCGAUGGUCUCAGCCAGCCUGACCCCGUGCCCACCGACACCCUGCAGACCCUGUCGCCCAGCGUGAGUUGCCUCUCCCAGCUGGAGUCGGGGAGCACCACCCCGCACAGGAGCUCCAGCUGGGGGGCCCCCCUGGCCGGGGCUCAGCCCUACUCACUGCACGCGCUAGAGGAUCUGUACCACGUGCCGGGGUACCCCACGCCACCCCCCUAUCCCUUCACCCCUCUCGUAACCAUGUCCAACGACCUACCCCACAAGGUGGUGCCCCUCUCCCCGGAUGAGGGGGCAGACACGGCCGGCCUUCAGGACCCUUCUUCAUGGACCAAGGAAGACGGGAGCAUGGCCUGGGGGUCGUACGAAUGCCGUAGAGCUUACUGAGGUGUGUGCCACGGGACUCCGGCCGUGCUGUCCUCUGAGCUGGCUUCUGGAUUUGGCAGAUUGUUUUCAAGGUCUUUCCAGCUCAUUUGGAACUGGAUGUCCAGAACAGGCCAUCAUGACACACUUUGUAGAGGGACCACGGCAUUUAUUCGUGAUCCUCCCUCCCACAGCCCCACUGAGAUACAGCCUCACGUUAAUUCAGGAUAUCAGGGACUAUAUUCUAGUGAGACACAAGGCUACGCGUGUGGCGUUGGAACUGUAGUAACCCAUCACAUUUCCGAAUUUCUGUUACCUUUGAAUAUCAUCAUUAGCACUCAUAUUUUUCUCAAAUUACAUUAAAAAGUUUGUGCAGAUCAUGAAAUAAACUUCAGUUUUUCUUAGUUAUGAAUUAAGUGUGUUCUAUAGUAAGAGAGAAAGCAUAGGACAUAAUACAGAUUAGGGCACAUAUAACAAAACUCAUUUUAUGCC